AUUUCUUGCCUACCAUUUACUGUUUUCUGUACAAAACGCAUUUCAAAAAAAUAAUUAUGUAACUACGUACCAAAAAUAUUAGAUUUUUAACUUCUAUUUGUCAUAUAUUUUCGGAUUUGUUUAAUUGUAAUGGCCUCUCAUCCAAUGACCAGUUGCUCCGAAAAUAAUGAUGGCUGCAUUCCUGUUGGAUCAGCAUCAUUUAACAACAUAAAAGAUUUCGAUCUGGAGGACAUUGUGCAAACAUUGACGAAUACGGUUAAUGCAACAGUUAAUACAGCCGUGCAACUGAUAUUGAGUGAUGUGGGAGGCGAAUUCUUUUAUCCUAAUCCAAGGCCUCGGACUAAGACCACAAAAGUACAUCAUGAAUUUCUUAGCUUCGAUGCUGAAUACAAAGAGAAGAGUAUUGAUUGGGUUACUAUACAGGAUUUUUCAGUCAAUGAAAUAUUCACACAAGUGCGCGACUUUAUAAAUUUGUGGCAUUUAUCAGAUGCUACGAAAUUUACGCUUGGGAUAAACGACAAGUCACAUAUUAUACCAAGGAAGGGUACUAGAUAUUUUCUUGAUGCAAUUUUUUCGAAGCCCACACCCGUUUGUCCUAAUCCAUUGGCUGUUGCAAAAGUCUUCUUUACCGUUAUAGUGCCCCAAUACUUACCAAAACACUAUCCAAUUAAGGUGAUCUAUCGCUUUGAAGGCUAUAGCACACAUUAUCAUGCGAAUGGGCCACGUGAGAUGCGUACUAAGGAUUUUCAAAGGUACUUUAUUGAUUCAAUACUGCAAAGAAAACUGGUGUUCUAUGCAAAGAUAUUCGAAUGCCGCCAUCCACAUAUUAAAUUGAACAAAAGCAAACCAUUUAAGGAGAACGAUGAAAGUGAGGAGAAGAAUGGGGGUGUAGAAGAGGAGAAAAAUCCCGUUGAUGAUAUGAAUGACUAUGAUCUCGCCGGUUUAAAUGAUAAUGCAAAUGAUCAAACUGAUGAUUUUAUAAUCAAGAAUGCAAGCGAAUUAUACGAAGAGCAAAUAUUGUAA
Rhagoletis zephyria (snowberry fruit fly) is the source of this 1023-nucleotide messenger RNA. RefSeq lists its product as uncharacterized. Gene Ontology annotation, molecular function: protein kinase A regulatory subunit binding. Gene Ontology annotation, cellular component: cAMP-dependent protein kinase complex. The record is from RefSeq and is a predicted model, not a curated record. Lineage: Eukaryota; Metazoa; Arthropoda; Insecta; Diptera; Tephritidae.